Molecule: messenger RNA, 3340 nt
Organism: Contarinia nasturtii (swede midge)
Lineage: Eukaryota; Metazoa; Arthropoda; Insecta; Diptera; Cecidomyiidae
Gene: Tm1
Product: tropomyosin-2
Exons: 14
Coding region: 933-3206 (757 amino acids)
Biological process (GO): muscle contraction; actin filament organization
Cellular component (GO): actin filament
Molecular function (GO): actin filament binding
Source: RefSeq, a predicted model, not a curated record
AGCUUUUCACCGGAGCAAAGUUGAACAUAAUAUCGACGUCUUUGUGUAACGAAGAAAAAUAGAAUAAAAUGAGGUGGACAAAUGUGUGGAUUGAGCAAAGUGUGCAUUUCCUAUACGUGGUUGAAAUUUGUAUUUAGAAAGAAGAUUAUGCACUCAUCGUCACUGAAAAUUGUGUUCCACAUUUCAAAGUUCACACUCGUUUGAGCAAGACGAGAUAGUAAGAGUGAAACCCGAACGGAUCGAAAAUAAAUUGUGUGCCCACAUCGGUUUGACAGUAAAUCAUACGCAACGGCGACGACAUAGUUUCUUUGGCGGGCGAUACAGAAGGAGUAUUAUAAUUUCAUCGUUUUGCAAAACAAGCAUAUUUCCGAAAUUAUUUUUGUAUCGUUGGAUUUUAAUUCAUCAGCACAUGAUUGUGUGAGGCGAAAGUUUUUCGAGAAGGAAAAAAAAAUUAGAUUAACAGAAACAACAAGAAAUAUUUCGAAUAAAAACUUCAGAAAAAUUUACUGAAUGUUAGCGCAAUGAAACGAGUCGCAGCUAAAUUUAAACAUUGAAACAAUUAUACUACCAGACACGCCCAACAGAUGGUGUUUAUAACGAACAUACACGCGAACAUAUGCACACACAUUCGUAACUAUACACACGAUCGAUCUAUGUGUUUGACGUACUUAAAACAUCAAAUAUAUUCGUUGUUCGAAACGUCAAUUGGCAACAGUAAUGAAAUAAUAUCUACGAAAAAAUUAAAUUACAUCGAAAUUAAAUCAAUACGGAAAAUAAAUUUGAUUUUAAAACUAAACGUAAUCCAGUAUGGUAAUAGAGACAGUGGACAAACAACACGAAUGGAAACUAUUUUUAAACAUUUGCUGCUGCUGCUGCUGAUCGGAACCGAAUGUGUUAAAUAGAGAAAUAUACAGACAAGAAGUAAAGAAGAUAUGGAAGAAGCAAGGGAGGGAACAGAAGUUGAACAGCAAAUAACGAGUAGUAGUGGCCAAAAUAUGAGCGGAACGGGAAAAAAACGGGGACAUCAACAUCACAUUCGACAUAGUGGCAGCAGAACAUCAAAUGUACGUGCAGAUGAAGUAAUUGCUGCAUUACGUAGAGGCGAUCAAUUGCCCGUUACACAAAAUAUUCAACAAUAUUCAGAUAUUGAACGGUCGACUCUGGACUUUAGUGAUAUCGAUAUGGUUUUGACUAAAGACAACAGUUCAUUGCAUAGCAAGCUACUUGUUUGUGAUACAAAUGAAACAGCUCAAUGUAAUGAAACGACUGAUAAAAAUGGCAACAAAAAUAAUGCAAACACCAUCAACGAUACCAAACACAUUACGCUUAUCGACGAUUUAAACAAAAAUAAUAGAUUAGGUAGCCUGAUGUUAAAAAACGCGAACAUAUUGAUGGAUUCCACAAGCGACAAACUGAACAAAAUAAAUGUGAUAAGCAAAGAUAGUGAUGAUUUGGAUGAAUUGACAAUGGGGUCAGAAGCAAUUGGUGCCUUGCAUAGUGAUAUUGAAAUGGAAUUGACAAAAGACGAAUUAAAUGAUUCCAUAAGCAGUAACAGUAGUUCGGGUAGUAAGACUCCAUCGAAACAAUCAAAACGAUCGAAGAAACAACGUCAAACAGCAGCUACAACGGAUUCAGAACAUGGUGCCAAAAAAGAGAAACGUAGUAAGAAAACCAAAAAUUUGCCACCAACCGAAGAAAGACCACCUCUGGAAGGUGCUGAUGCCGAUCAAUGGAUUGAAAAUGACAAUACAGCCGACUUAGAAAAUGAUCCAGAGGCCGCUGAAUGGUCAAAGCUACGGUGCACAAAUGAGCGGUGCGAAGUAGUAGCCGAAAGAGAAUAUCGGCGACAAAAUCGAAGGUGUGCCGAUUAUCCAGGACUGGCUUUUGGCCGUUCAAUAUUCAGUUCGGAUACAAUGAUGAAAUUGAACAUCAUUCGAAACGAAUUGCACAAUAUUAUGAAAACACAAUUGAAACGGGCUGAAUCUGAAGUAGCCGCUCUUAAUCGUCGCAUUCAAUUGCUUGAAGAAGAUUUGGAACGUUCAGAAGAACGUUUGGGAUCAGCCACAGCUAAACUCUCAGAAGCAUCUCAAGCCGCUGACGAAAGUGAACGGAUACGAAAAGCACUUGAAAAUCGUACUAACAUGGAAGAUGAUAGAGUAGGCCUCUUGGAGCAACAAUUAGCGCAAGCAAAAUUAAUUGCUGAAGAAGCAGAUAAAAAAUAUGAAGAGGUUGCACGUAAGCUAGUCCUCAUGGAACAGGACCUAGAACGCUCCGAAGAGAAAGUCGAACUAAGUGAAAGCAAAAUCGUUGAACUAGAAGAAGAACUCCGUGUUGUUGGCAACAACUUGAAAUCUCUUGAAGUUUCGGAAGAGAAGGCUUCUGCUAAUCGGGAAACUGCCGAGGAACAAAUUUUAGCACUUAAAAAACAAUGCUCCAGUGCUGAAGCUCGUGCUGAAUUCGCUGAGCGUUCCGUUCAGAAAUUGCAAAAGGAAGUUGACAGACUUGAAGAUGAGUUUAUCAAGGAGCGAGAACGAUACGCAACGAUCGGAGAUGAUUUGGAUAAUGCAUUUGUUGAACUUAUCGGUGUUGAUGUGGUGUAUAACGACAGACAUCCAAAACCUCCAACACCUCCCAAGGAUCCAACACCGCCACCACCAAAAGAAGCAACACCACCAGAGGUUGCGCCCGAUGCGGUUCCUGUUGGUGAAGAUGGUCAACCAAUUGUAGUGCAACUUGGUGAAGAUGGCCAACCAAUUCCACCAAGUGCCGAUGCGGCAGCACCUGCAGAGCCUGAACCAGAACCACCAAAACCAAAGGGACCACCACCACCAUUUGAAUUCAAACUUGACUUGCCACCUGAGGGCGCCGAAGUACCAUUCGUGAAGAAUUACUCUCCACCUCCACCAGAACCAGAACCAGUACCUGUGCCUGAAGGUGAGAAGCCAGCCGAUGGUGCACCACCCGCCGAGGGUGAAAAACCAGCAGAAGGGCAACCACCAGUCGAAGGACAACCGCCAGUCGAAGGGCAACCACCAGUCGAAGGACAACCACCUGCAGAAGGUGAGAAACCAGCUGAAGCUGCACCAGCUGAAGCCACACCAGCCGAGGCUGCACCAGCCGAAGCCGCACCAGCAGCACCAGCUGAGGCCGCACCAUCCGAGGCUGCACCAGCUGAAGCACCACCAGCCGAUGCUCCAUCAGCAUAGACUUCUCAAUUACUUCAUCAUCCAAGAAAUUGUUGAUCAUUUCUUUUACAUUAAAACAAAAUAUUUGCUUGCCAAAAUUAUCGCUUUGCACGUUAAACCUUUUAACACUUGAGAAACAAAUUAAAAAAAAAAAA